UUGUCUCUUCCUUCUGUCUGCAACUAAGUGGGAAAUGAAGAUUAAAGAUCUUCCUGUCACCUACCUCUUAGCUCUGACCCUUUUGUUGUCCUGCAUUGAAAGUUUAAAGACAUGUGAUAAAUUCUCUACUACGCUAAACCGGAGUAGUUUUCCGGCUGGUUUUCUAUUUGGAGCAGGAUCAAGUGCUUACCAGUCUGAAGGAGCAACAUAUGCAGACGGCAGGAGAAGAAAUAUCUGGGAUACUUUUGUGAUUGAACAUCCAGAGAAAAUUUCAGAUCACAGUACUGGAGAUGUAGCCGAUGAGUUUUAUUAUCUGUAUAAGGAGGAUGUUGCUCUGAUGAAAGAAAUUGGUUUGGACACUUUCAGAUUCUCCAUCGCCUGGUCCAGAGUAUUACCUGAGGGAAAAAUCAGUGCGGGAGUGAAUUGGUUGGGUGUCAAAUUCUACAAUGCGCUCAUCGAUGACCUCCUAUCAAAUGGGAUAGAGCCCUUCGUCACAAUAUCCCACUAUGAUGUUCCACAGACACUGGAAGACGCAUAUGGUGGAUUUUUAAGCCCUGAGAUUGUAAAUGAUUUUCGUGACUACGCUGAUUUCUGCUUCCAAGAAUUUGGCGACAGAGUAAAAUACUGGAUCACUAUAAAUGAGCCAAAUUUAUUUACUUGCUAUGGGUAUGCAACUGGAAUACUUGCACCUGGUCGUUGUUCCAACUAUAUCGGAAAUUGCACACAAGGAAAUUCUGCAACAGAGCCCUAUUUAGUAGCCCACCACAUUAUUCUUUCUCAUGCAACAGCUGCAAAUUUAUACAGGCAAAAGUAUCAGGCUUUUCAAAAAGGAAUAAUCGGGAUAACACUAGACACCGCUUGGCAAGUACCUAAAUAUCAAACAGUUGCCAACAGAAAAGCUGCCUUAAGAGCUCUCGACUUUUAUAUUGGUUGGAUUCUUCACCCAAUGACAUUUGGUGACUACCCAAAGAUCAUGAGAAAAAUAGUUGGGAGUCGACUGCCCACUUUUACAUAUGAACAAUCCAAUUUGGUAAAAGGUUCUCUUGAUUUCCUUGGAGUGAAUUACUAUACAUCGAAGUAUGCAGAAGAUAGUAAUUCUAGCAGCAUCCUCUUAAGUUACACAACAGAUAGUCAUGUUAAUAAUACUUAUGAGAAAAAUGGGAUUCCUAUAGGUGAACCGACAGAUGUUAGCUGGCUUUAUAUAUACCCGAAAGGAAUUCGAGAAAUUGUACUGUAUAUUACAAAAAAAUACAACAGUCCUCCCAUCUACAUUACUGAGAAUGGUAUGGGAUAUACAAAUAAUAGGUCAUUGCCAGUAGGUGAAGCCCUGAAGGAUAGCACGAGGAUAAAAUACCACCAACUUCAUCUAUCAUAUCUCCUACAAGCUAUCAAGAAGGGGGUUGACGUUAGGGGAUACUUGAUAUGGUCAUUUCUUGAUGACUUUGAAGGGGCAUCAGGUUACACUGAACGUUUUGGCCUCACUUACGUGGAUUACAACAAGAAGUUAACACGAUAUCUUAAAAAUUCUGCUUUGUGGUACAGAAAUUUCCUUCAAAAGGAAACUACAACCACUGAACACCCUUUUUUGUUAUUCUCUAUGUAAUUGAAUGUGCUCACUUCUGAGACGCCAUCAAUAUAGUAUAGUGCAGAUUCCCAGUCGUCAAUAAAGCUAAAGCACUAAAACUAGCCCACCACCACCUAACUUUCUGUACAAGCACAGCAAUAAUGCGUAUAUAUCAUUCAUCUUCCAAAUUAAUCAUCCAAAAU
Messenger RNA from Pistacia vera, 1767 nucleotides. RefSeq names its product beta-glucosidase 17-like. Gene Ontology annotation, biological process: carbohydrate metabolic process. The record is from RefSeq and is a predicted model, not a curated record. The transcript has 13 exons. NCBI's taxonomy places the organism in Eukaryota, Viridiplantae, Streptophyta, Magnoliopsida, Sapindales, Anacardiaceae. Gene Ontology annotation, molecular function: beta-glucosidase activity. The coding region runs from base 35 to 1603 and encodes 522 amino acids.